GUUCUGGGCAUUUACUACAUGGAUGUAAUGCUCGAUAUCGAAGGUCCAACAAAGAGGCACCAAAUCGAGGUCCUUCAUGUCAGAUGGAUGGCGCCCUUGACCGACCACCAUUCAGGGAUAAACUACGCUCGACUUCCAAAGCUCGCGUUUGUCGAAGAUUCUGAUCGCGAUGUGUUUGGCUUUCUUGAUCCUAGCCAGGUCAUCAGGAGCGCGUAUUUGAUUCCCGUGUUUGCUUCUCACCGCGGAACGACCUCUCUUCGCCACGGAAAGUCAUUUGCACGACAAUGCGGUGAAUUGGAAUACUGGGAAGCAUAUUACGUUGGCAUAUUCAUCGACUGGGACAUGUUUAUGUGUUAUACGCACUAUGGUAUCGGA
Suillus bovinus is the source of this 375-nucleotide messenger RNA. RefSeq lists its product as uncharacterized. The transcript is spliced from 2 exons. Lineage: Eukaryota; Fungi; Basidiomycota; Agaricomycetes; Boletales; Suillaceae. The record is from RefSeq and is a predicted model, not a curated record. The annotation marks the transcript as partial.